Molecule: messenger RNA, 900 nt
Organism: Asterias rubens (European starfish)
Lineage: Eukaryota; Metazoa; Echinodermata; Asteroidea; Forcipulatida; Asteriidae
Product: 17-beta-hydroxysteroid dehydrogenase 14-like
Exons: 9
Coding region: 1-822 (273 amino acids)
Molecular function (GO): oxidoreductase activity
Source: RefSeq, a predicted model, not a curated record
AUGGCUGCCAACGCUCUAAGGUACAAGGACAAAGUGGUCCUGGUGACUGGUGGUUCUAAAGGCAUCGGAGAGGGUGCAACGCGUGAAUUCGUCAAAGCUGGUGCAAAAGUUGCCUUCUGUGCAAGAGGAGUGGAAGCGGGAAAUGCCCUAGAGGCCGAGCUUAAUAAAGCUGGUCCAGGCGAAGCCUUCUAUAUCCAAUGUGACGUCAGAAAUGAAGAGCAGAUUAAGAAAACAGUUGAGCAGACAGUGGCGAAGUACACUCAGCUUGACUGCCUGGUGAACAACGCUGGCUGGCAUGCAGGUGCGGAGGUCAUCGAUGACAUAUCUGUGGAGCAGUUCAACUCACUCCUCAACUACAAUCUUGUUAGCUACUUCAUUUGUUCAAAGUAUUCACUCCCACAUCUGAGAAAGACAAAGGGAAAUAUCAUCAAUGUGUCCAGCGUGGUAUCCACUCUCGGCCAGGCUCAAGCCAUUCCUUAUGUUACUUCAAAGGGAGCAAUUGAUGCGAUGACAAGAGCUAUGUCAAUUGACGAGGCUAAACACCAAGUUCGUGUGAAUGGUGUCUCCCCUGGUAACAUUUGGACACCCCUAUGGAACAGUUUUGCACAGACCGCCGCAGAUCCAGAAGCAAUCAUAAAGGGUGGAAAGGAGGGUCAGCUCCUUGGGCGCUUCGGCACUAUCGAAGAAGCCGGGAAAAUGUUCUUAUUCGUCGCGGCCGAAGCAACAUUCUGUACCGGCAAUAACUUCUUAUUUACGGGGGGCGCUGAGCUCAACUACGCAUGCAAGACCCAGUUGAAGGAACACACCAACAUCUUUGAGUGAUUAUUUGAAGGGGAGAUUUUUGUAAAGUACUUUAAAGCCAGUGGACACUAUUGGUUAUUGUCAAAGACCAGUCUUCGC